AUGGAUGUUCAAAAUGCUUUCCUCCAUGGCAUCUCGAAGCUGGUUUCACAAGUUCUCUUCAUCCAUUGCCAACAUUGGGUUCAAUUAGUCGAAAGUCGAUUAUUCCUUAUUUGUGAAGGGAAUGAUGAGGCAGCCAUAUGUGAUCUUAAACAUUUUCUCAACACUUACUUCAAAAUCAAAGACCUCGGACCAUUAAAAUACUUUCUAGGAGUUGUGGUUGCACGAUCCAGGUCAGGCAUCACCAUUUGUCAAAGAAAAUACACUCUAGACCUGCUGGAAGAGGCCGGCUUACUUGGUGCAAAACCUGCAAAAUUCCCAAUGGAGCAGACCUUGAAACUUAAUCCAAUGGAUGGUGAUCUUCCAAGAAGACCUCACCUUAAUGCAGUUCUUUGCCUCAUUUGUUACUUGAAAAAUGCACCAGGUCAAGGCCUCCUUUUUCCCACACAUAGUUCUUUAAAACUCAUGGCUUAUUGUGAUACUGAUUGGGCUGGUUGCUAG
Olea europaea var. sylvestris is the source of this 498-nucleotide messenger RNA. RefSeq lists its product as uncharacterized. The coding region runs from base 1 to 498 and encodes 165 amino acids. The transcript is spliced from 4 exons. NCBI's taxonomy places the organism in Eukaryota, Viridiplantae, Streptophyta, Magnoliopsida, Lamiales, Oleaceae. The record is from RefSeq and is a predicted model, not a curated record.